AUGACACCUCAGCAGCAGGACCACCUAAGAGCCGAGGGCCAGGUCAACUUCAAUGCCCAAGACGACGACACGAACGAAAUCUCCUCCAUGAAGCUCAAGUGGCGCGGGAGCUACUACAACCUCAUAGGCAAGUGGGGCAAGAUCGUCCGCACCAAGGGUCUCGAGGUCGGGCAGGAAAUCAAACUCGGGUGGUUUAACGGCUGUUUACAUUUUUCAGUCCCUCAGCAGCAGAUUGUCGCGGUCCCACCCAUGAGACUGGCCGCUCCUCCUCUGGUGGUGCACGACCACUGGCCGAUCAGAAAAGUGCUGACGUCAUCCGAUGUCGACCCGAACCACCCGUUCCUCCCUUUACCCCGUAAAUCGGUGGAGGACCACGUGCUGGCCCACUGGCCCCCGCACGAGAGGGAGCGGCUGAGGAAAGAAGAGCAAGUGUCGGUUGACGCACGGGACUACGACACUGGGGAUGCCCACGGGAUGAAACUCAAGUGGCGGGGCAAUUAUUACAACCUCAUUGGGAAAUGGGGGAAUAUUAUCAGGCAGAGAGGGCUGGGCGUGGGCCAAGAAAUCAGGCUACGGUGGGCCAACAACUGCCUUUACUUCUCGGUACCAGAUGACCGGUACAUGGCGGCAGGGCCCAAUAACUGGCCCAUCAAGAAAGCACUCACGCUGUCGGAUGUGGACACGAACCACCCGUUCCUGACGCUGCCAGGGAAGGCGGUGGAGGAUCAUAUCCUAUCCUAUUGGACCCACCAGGCUCAGGAGCAGCUGAGGCACGAGCACCAGGUGGGGGUGAACGCGCGGGAUGACGACACAGGGGAUUCUUACGUGAUGAAGCUGAAGUGGCGCGGGAGUUAUUACAAUCUGAUUGGUAAAUGGGGUAAGAUAAUUAGGGAGAAGAGGCUGCACGUGGGGAUGGAGAUUAGGGUGAGGUGGGACAACGGGUGCUUGAUCUUCUCGGUGCCUCAGUGA
Messenger RNA from Striga hermonthica, 969 nucleotides. The record is from the annotation of a GenBank genome assembly. NCBI's taxonomy places the organism in Eukaryota, Viridiplantae, Streptophyta, Magnoliopsida, Lamiales, Orobanchaceae.